GUGGGACGCGCCAGCGAGCCGCGUCUCGGGUCGUCUGCUCCUCCCCGAGGAGAGGGGGCGGUUGGCGUGGACUCCAUUGUUCGGGGUUUAGGGCGCCAUGAGGGGUGACCGAGGCCGUGGUCGUGGCGGGCGCUUUGGUUCCAGAGGAGGGCCCGGAGGAGGGUUCAGGCCCUUCGUGCCACAUAUUCCAUUUGAUUUCUAUUUGUGUGAAAUGGCCUUCCCCCGGGUCAAGCCAGCACCUGAUGAAACUUCCUUCAGUGAGGCCUUGCUGAAGAGGAAUCAGGACCUUGCUCCUAAUUCUGCCGAACAGGCCUCUAUCCUUUCCCUGGUGACAAAAAUAAACAAUGUGAUUGACAUGAUUGUGGCUCCAGGGACGUUUGAAGUGCAAAUUGAAGAAGUCCGACAGGUGGGAUAAUAAAAGGGAACAAUGACAACCGGACACAACGUGGCCGACCUGGUGGUAAUCCUAAAGAUUCUGCCAACAUUGGAAGCUGUUGCUGCCCUAGGGAACAAAGUUGUGGAAAGCCUAAGGGCACAAGAUCCUUCUGAAGGUUGUUUGACCAUGCUGACCAAUGAAAGUUUCGAGAUCAGUUCCUCUGAUGCUACAGUGAAGAUUCUCAUUACAACAGUGCCACCCAAUCUCCGAAAACUGGACCCAGAACUCCACUUGGACAUCAAGGUGUUGCAGAGUGCCUUAGCAGCCAUCAGACAUGCCCGCUGGUUUGAGGAAAAUGCUUCUCAGUCCACAGUUAAAGUUCUCAUCAGACUGUUGAAGGACCUGAGAAUUCGUUUUCCUGGCUUUGAGCCCCUCACACCCUGGAUCCUUGACUUACUUGGGCACUAUGCUGUGAUGAACAAUCCCACCAGACAGCCUUUGGCCCUAAACGUGUGCUUCAGACGUUGCUUACAGAUCCUGGCUGCAGGACUGUUCCUGCCAGGGUCAGUGGGUAUCAGACCCUGUGAGAGUGGCAACUUCAGAGUACACACAGUCAUGACUCUGGAACACAGGUAUGGGUCAGCUCUGCAAUUGCAUGACAUGGUGUGCUACACAGCUCAGACUCUGGUCCGAAUCCUCUCACGUGGCUUUCGGAAGAUUCUCGGCCAGGAGGGUGAUGCCAGCUAUCUUGCUUCUGAAAUCUCUACCUGGGAUGGAGUGAUAGUGACACCUUCAGAAAAGGCUUAUGAGAAGCCACCAGAGAAGAAGGAAGGAGAAGAAGAGGAGGAGAAUACGGAAGAACCACCUCAAGGAGAGGAAGAGGAAAGCAUGGAGACUCAGGAGUGACCUUCCUUCCUAUCUUCAUCCCUUUCUUGUCCAAGGUGAAGACUGGAGGCCCAAGCUAAUGCUGCUGGACUUCACGUGGUGGCAUUUCUGAGGGAAAAGGGAGACAGGAAGGAAAAGAAACUAUAGAAGGAAGUGUCCAUUCCACUGGGUUUCCACUUGGCUCAACAGCCAGAAGUCUCCCAUUUACGACCUAGGCCAUCCAUCUAUAGUGAAGCAGGAGACCAGCUUUUCUUCCUAAGACUUCAGAGGUCCCCAGGUCCUGGAAACCUCCCUCAAACAGUACUUUGUUGUUGAAAUGUUGUGAACUGUUAGUGUCUGGAAUUUUUUUUUUUCCUGAGAAAAGUGAUUAAAGUACUUCCUCGUAGGGCUCUUGCUCGUUUUUUCCUGGCAUCUGGCACCCUUUUUGCUUUCUGUACUUUUCAAUGAAAGUGGUAUUUGAGUCUUCUCAUUGUAAACACUAGAUCACAAUUUGAAGCUGUAUCUGCAUUAAAGUUUCUACAAAGA
Lynx canadensis (Canada lynx) is the source of this 1786-nucleotide messenger RNA. RefSeq names its product interleukin enhancer binding factor 2 (gene ILF2). The record is from RefSeq and is a predicted model, not a curated record. Lineage: Eukaryota; Metazoa; Chordata; Mammalia; Carnivora; Felidae.